CACACCAAACCUUCAUCUUCUCUCUCACACUAACAACACUUCUUCUUCUUCCGACUAUGGAUAAGAAGCACGGCUUGUUCUCCAAGUCUAAUUCCCGGCGAUCACGAUCCAAGAGCCCUGUCAGAAGCGUCUCUCCGAUCAUCAUCCGUCGCCGCAAAGGUCGUUACGUCACUCAACCGGACCGGCACAUGUCUGAGAUGCUUGCUCCGGUUAGAGAAGGUCCUGAUCCAGACGGUGAAGAAUCCGGAAGCAGUGGAGAUUACUCUAGGUUUGAGAGACGUUGGUACAAUUGGAUGAAAUGUCAGCUUCCGGUGGCUCCGCCGUCAGUAUCGUCGUCUUCGGAUUUCAAACGAACGGAUCUGAGGCUUUUGCUCGGUGUUCUUGGCGCACCUUUAGGUCCUGUGCACGUUAGUGCUCUGGAUCUCCUUCCACACCUCAGUAUCAAAAAUACACCUAUGGAGACCUCCUCUGCUCAGUACAUACUUCAGCAGUAUACGGCUGCAUCAGGUGGUCAAAAGCUUCAUAGUUCUGUGCAAAAUGGUUAUGUUAUGGGAAGAAUCAGGACGAUGGCUUCAGAGUUUGAGACAGGCUCAAAGGGUUCAAAGAGCAAGAAUAAUUCGUCAAAAUCUGUUGAGUCUGGAGGAUUUGUGUUGUGGCAUAUGAAUCCUGAUAUGUGGUACAUGGAGCUUGUUCUUGGUGGGAGCAAGGUUCUUGCGGGUUGUGACGGGAAGCUUGUGUGGAGGCACACACCAUGGCUUGGGCCUCAUGCUGCAAAAGGACCGGUUAGACCAUUACGGCGUGCUCUUCAGGGACUUGACCCGAGAACCACAGCGUAUAUGUUUGCAAAUGCAAGAUGCAUAGGAGAAAAAAAGAUUGAUGGAGAGGACUGUUUCAUUCUCAAGCUAUGUGCAGACCCGGCAACACUCAAAGCUAGAAGCGAAGGGGCAUCAGAGACCAUAAGACAUACUUUGUUCGGUUACUUCAGCCAAAAAACCGGUCUUCUUGUUCACUUAGAAGACUCCCAGCUAACCCGAAUCCAAAACAAUGGAGGCGAAGCGGUUUACUGGGAGACGACCAUCAAUUCAUACCUAGAAGACUACAAACCCGUCGAAGGCAUUAUGAUAGCUCACUCUGGUAGAUCCGUGGCUACGCUUUUAAGGUUUGGAGAUAUGUCAUCAGGACAUAACACUAAGACCACAAUGCAAGAAGCAUGGGUCAUCGAUGAAAUCGCGUUCAAUGUCCCUGGCUUGUCUAUAGAUUGCUUCAUUCCACCUUCUGAACUCAGAUUUGAUUCCCACGAGGUAGAGAGAGCAAUCUACCAGAUUCACCGAUUACCACCAACAAACAAGAUCAUUAUGGUGCUCUCUGACUUCACUGGAGUCGGUGUUGGAUUUGGGUUCGGUGUUGGUUGUGGAUUUGGCGUUGGAUGGGGUUUUGGAGGAAUGCCUUUGAACGUUUUAGGUGUUGGUGUAGGUGGCGGUUGCGGUGUGGGUUUGGGCCUCGGGUGGGGUUUCGGAACUGCCUUUGGGAGUCACUACCGUUCAUCUAGACUUACAUUUCAAGGCAUCGAGUUAGAGACUACCGAUAAACGGGAGGAGAAGGUGGCUAACAUGUCCAAAAACACCACUUAAGCAGCCAUGCUUCAAUACUCUGCUCUGAUUGAUUGUAAACAAAAUCUGACAUCUUUUCUUAUUUCUCAAUGAAACGAUUACGUCGAAUAAUCCAAUAAAAAUGCAUUUCUAUA
This is a messenger RNA of Arabidopsis arenosa, 1744 nucleotides long. The record is from the annotation of a GenBank genome assembly. Lineage: Eukaryota; Viridiplantae; Streptophyta; Magnoliopsida; Brassicales; Brassicaceae.